Messenger RNA from Striga hermonthica, 1866 nucleotides. The record is from the annotation of a GenBank genome assembly. NCBI's taxonomy places the organism in Eukaryota, Viridiplantae, Streptophyta, Magnoliopsida, Lamiales, Orobanchaceae.
AUGCAACCGUCCGAACGCCAGAAGCAAAUCCCCGCCCCCGCCGACGUAAUCGACCUCGACAGCAGCGACAGCGAGGACGGUGGACCCGCGGCGGCGGCUGGCGUUUCGCGUGCCAACAGAACCGGUAACGGCAAACAAUCAAACAAUGCGAAGUCGCUGACCAAGCCGCUUACGGAGACUCAAACGGCAGUCAGAAUCAACAGUGGCGAUGCGUCGUCGGCGAAUUAUCAGCCACUCGAGAAUCGUAGUUUCUGGAGAGCCGGAGCUUACGAGAUUGGCCCCACUCUCUCUACUUUAGAGCAAGGUGAUCUGGAGCAUGCUCGUGUUCAUCCAAGGUUUCUGCAUUCAAAUGCCACCUCCCACAAGUGGGCCUUCGGAGCUAUUGCUGAACUGUUGGACAAUGCAGUGGAUGAGAUUGGCAAUGGGGCAACAUUUGUGAGGGUUGAUAGGGUUUAUAACACAAAGGACAAUUCUCCUGCCUUACUUUUCCAAGAUGAUGGUGGUGGAAUGGAUCCGGAAUCUAUGCGGAAGUGCAUGAGUCUGGGAUACUCCUCAAAGACAUCAAACAAAACCAUUGGACAGUAUGGAAAUGGAUUCAAAACAAGUACCAUGCGACUGGGAGCUGAUGUGAUUGUUUUUAGUCGUGCAUCUCGAUCAGGUCGAGCAACCCAAAGUAUCGGUCUCUUGUCCUAUACAUUUUUGCGGAGAACGAGACAAGAUGAUGUAAUUGUUCCAAUGAUUGAUUUUGAUACCUCUGACAGCUGGGCAGAACCGAUUGUCUUUAGCUCGAAGGAUGAUUGGUCCAGUAACUUGAAAACCAUUAUUCAAUGGUCUCCCUUCGCCUCAAAGGAUGAUCUAAUGCAACAGUUUGAUGAUAUUGGAUCACAUGGGACGAAAAUUAUCGUUUAUAACUUGUGGAUGAAUGACGAAGGCAUUUAUGAAUUGAAUUUCGAUGAUGACGAGGAGGAUAUAAGGCUGAGAGACGAAGCUAAUCAAGGAAAUGCAUCCAAAGCUACCAAGAAAACCCUUGAACUGCAAUCUCAUUUGUCCUACCGCAUGCGGUUCUCAUUGAGGGCAUAUGCGUCAAUAUUGUAUCUCAAAAAGUUUACGAACUUCAAAAUAAUAUUAAGAGGGAAGCCUGUUGAGCAGUUCAGCAUUGCAGAUGACCUGAAACACUCUAAAACAAUCAAAUACAGCCCCCAAGUUGGCCAGGGACUGAAAGAGGUUACUACGGAGACCAUCAUUGGCUUCAUUAAAGAAGCUCCUGCACUUGGAGUUUGCGGAUUCAAUGUUUACCAUAAAAAUCGUCUCAUCAGGCCCUAUUGGAAAGUCACUGCAGAUGGAUCAUCCAAAGGAUAUGGUGUUGUUGGAGUUCUUGAGGCAAAUUUCAUAGAACCAGCACAUGACAAACAGGAUUUUGAGAGAUCAACUAUAUUUAAUAAGCUGGAGUUGAGGUUGAAACAAAUGGUCAUGGAGUACUGGAAAGGUAACUGUCACUUAGUAGGACAUCUGCCUGAGGGUACGAGGAGGAGUGACAUUCCAAAUAAACUGCCUACACAAAUUCAAGCAAACAGAAACAUCUAUGAAAUCAAUUUCAACAACAAAUCAGCAAAUGUUCAGUCAACUUUAAGUCCUGACGCUGCUUCUCAUCCAGAAACAUCUCCAGAUGACAGAUCACUCGAUCAGAUAUGUGAAGAGAACAUCCAGCUGUUUAUGAGGUGCAAUGAGUAUAAGUUGAUGCAAGCUGAAAAGAUUCAGAAGAUUGAGCAACUGGAAAAGGAGCUGGAGGAGACGAAAAACAAGUGUGCUAGGCUUUCUUAUGACCUCGAAUUGCAGAAGAAACAUAGAAUAGUGACCCACAGAUAA